AACGACACUCAGUGCAGCUGCACACGCCCUGGGCGACUUGCCAGGUCUCCCUGCUCAGCUCGCUAGGCCAGAUUAUUCUCUGGCCUCAGUGUGAUGUUCACUUCAGUCUGAGUGUUACUUUGGAGCUUCUUGAUCAUCAGGGUUGCUGUCACUCUGUCCUGGUCAUUCUUUGCUUUCUGCUUGCUGUUUUUGCUCAAGGCAAAGUGCCCUUCAUCCACGUGGGAAACCAGGUUGUGUCGGAGCUGGGGCCCAUCAUUCAGUUCACGAAGGCUAAGGGUCACUCCCUGAGUGAUGUGCUGGAUGACGUUCAGAGGGCGGAGAUGAAAGCCUAUAUGGAGCUGAUGAAUAACAUGUUGCUGACUGCAGAGCUGUACAUCCAGUGGUGUGACGAGACCACAGCAGCAGAGAUCACCAGGCCUCGGUACAGCAGUCCCUAUCCUUGGCCAUUGAAACACAUCCUGGCCUAUCAGAAGCAGUGGGAGGUGCGGCGUAAGAUGAGUGCCGUCGGUUGGGCAGAGAAGACCCUGGAGCAGGUGUAUGAGGAUGUGGCCCAGUGCUGCCAGGCACUCUCGCAGAGACUCGGCACACAGAUGUACUUCUUUAACAGACAGCCCACUGAGCUGGAUGCCCUGGUCUUUGGACACCUUUUCACUAUCCUUACCACCCAGCUGACCAGCAACGAGCUCAGUGACAAGGUCAAGACCUACAGCAACCUGCUGACCUUCGUGCACCGCAUCGAGCAGACCUACUUUGAGGGCCUGAACCAGGCUGGGCAGAGUGGGGCCGGGCCCUGGGCCCCUCCUGAGGUCUGAGCAUCUUCCCAGCAUUCCGCUGGUGCUCUCACUCUUUGUUUUUCAUUUGUUGUUCCAAAAAAGAAUAAAGUAUUGUAACUUGUA
Molecule: messenger RNA, 896 nt
Organism: Paramormyrops kingsleyae
Lineage: Eukaryota; Metazoa; Chordata; Actinopteri; Osteoglossiformes; Mormyridae
Source: RefSeq, a predicted model, not a curated record